AUAGAGAGCAUGGCGUCAAAAUUACUGGCUUGGUCACGCCAAUCCCUACAACGUCGUCCGGUUCUGACCAACACAGUAGUCUACGCAACAUUUUAUACUGCCGCUGAAUUGUCGCAGCAAACCUUCAAUAGAAUUUACUCGCCGGAAAAGCCAGAUUUAGAUGUCGCGGCUGCCGCCCGAAUCGUCUCAGUUGGUAGUACUGUUUACGCACCCACAUUGUACUUUUGGUACAAAUUUUUGGACAAGAAGUUUGCCGGCAACGCGAUCAAAGCCGUAGCGACAAAAGUGGCUUCCGAUCAGUUCAUUAUGACGCCUAUAUUAUUGGCCACGUUUUAUACUUUGUUGGGGAUUUUAGAACGAAGAGAAGAUGUAUUCGAAGAGCUUAAGCAGAAAUACUGGAAGACGUUUAUAGCCAAUCAAGCAUUCUGGAUUCCAGCGCAAACGAUUAACUUUUACUUCAUGCCUUCACAUUUGAGAGUUAUUUACGUAGCCUCAACAUCUUUCGUGUGGAUCAAUAUCCUUUGCUUUAUUAAGAGACAAAAAAACGUAAAAAAACUUGAAGAGAUGCCGUCAUAAUUCGAAAGCGAAGAUUGAUACACAUGGCUUAUAUCUAGAUAUAUUCAUAAUACUUAGUUUAAAUAAAAUUUCAUAUCU
Messenger RNA from Bombyx mandarina (wild silkworm), 654 nucleotides. RefSeq names its product mpv17-like protein. The record is from RefSeq and is a predicted model, not a curated record. Gene Ontology annotation, cellular component: cytoplasm; mitochondrion; membrane. NCBI's taxonomy places the organism in Eukaryota, Metazoa, Arthropoda, Insecta, Lepidoptera, Bombycidae.